This is a messenger RNA of Botrytis byssoidea, 885 nucleotides long. RefSeq lists its product as uncharacterized. The coding region runs from base 1 to 885 and encodes 294 amino acids. Gene Ontology annotation, cellular component: lipid droplet; endoplasmic reticulum. The record is from RefSeq and is a predicted model, not a curated record. Gene Ontology annotation, molecular function: acylglycerone-phosphate reductase (NADP+) activity; triacylglycerol lipase activity. The transcript is spliced from 4 exons. Gene Ontology annotation, biological process: phosphatidic acid biosynthetic process; triglyceride catabolic process. NCBI's taxonomy places the organism in Eukaryota, Fungi, Ascomycota, Leotiomycetes, Helotiales, Sclerotiniaceae.
AUGGCCACCCAAAAAACAGUCCUAAUCACAGGUUGCACUGCAGGCGGAAUCGGACACUCCCUCGCCCUCGAUUUUCAUGCUCGCGGCUAUCUCGUUAUUGCCAGCGCUCGCUCGGCGACUAAGAUAACAGAUUUGGCGGAAUAUGGUAUGAGAACAUUGAGUCUAGAUGUUACGGAUGGGAAGAGUAUUGAGGAAGCCAAGAGGGAAAUCGAGGGAUGGAUUGAGAAUGGGGAGAUUGGGGGAUUGGAUGUGCUGGUUAAUAAUGCGGGGAGAAAUUGCACGCUCCCUGCUUUGGAUGUAGAUUUGGACGAUGCGCGCCAUUGUUUUGAGACGAAUGUUUUUGGGGUCAUGGCUAUGUGCCAGGCUUUUGUACCUCUAUUGAUUAAACGCAAGGGACUCAUUGUCAAUAUUGGAAGCUUAGCAGCUAUCCUCCCCUACGUCUUCGGCAGCGUCUACAACGCCUCCAAAGCCGCCUUGCACGCUUAUUCCCGCACUCUCCGUCUCGAACUCGCUCCCUAUUCCGUGCGCGUAAUGGUCGUUGUAACAGGUGGCGUACAAUCCAAUAUCGCGCGCACACCCCGCACACUUCCCCCCUCAUCCCUCUACCUCGAAAUCGAAGAUGAAUUCCAGACCCGAGUAAAACAUAGUCAGAGUGGAAACGCGAUGCCCAAUAUGGAGUAUGCAAAGGGAGUGGUAGAUGCGGUUGUGAAAGGGGGGCAGAGAACGCUUUGGAGGGGUAAUAAGACGUGGAUUGUUUGGUUUGCGAGAAAUUGGAUUGGCAGUUGGUUUUUUGAUUUGGUGCUUCCGGGAAUGUUUGGGUUGAGGAGGUUGGAGGGGCUGAUUAGAAGGAGGGAGAGGGGUGAGGAGGGGAAGAAAUCGUUGUAG